Procambarus clarkii (red swamp crayfish) is the source of this 4531-nucleotide messenger RNA. Its product is annotated as serine/threonine-protein kinase PLK4. Gene Ontology annotation, cellular component: kinetochore; cytoplasm; spindle pole. NCBI's taxonomy places the organism in Eukaryota, Metazoa, Arthropoda, Malacostraca, Decapoda, Cambaridae. The record is from RefSeq and is a predicted model, not a curated record. Gene Ontology annotation, molecular function: protein serine/threonine kinase activity; protein binding; ATP binding. Gene Ontology annotation, biological process: protein phosphorylation; mitotic spindle organization.
CGGCCACAGCAAAUGGUAUUCUUAGAUUCAUAGCAAGUGGGAGAUAUGAAAACAUAAACAUGCCUCAGUAUGACGAUAUGGAUGAACAAAUUUGAAAAUAACAUGCAACAGGUUAACAAGAAUGAGCAAAAAGAACGAGAUUGGAGGUUCAAUCGAGGAAUACGAUGUAGGGGAACAGCUGGGAAGGGGUGGCUUUGCCACUGUGUACUCUGCUAAGUGCCGCAACACUGGACAAAAUGUAGCCAUCAAGAAGAUUAACAAGAGUGAGAUCACGGCAGGUGGUCUCAUUAGCCGAGUGCGUCAGGAAGUUACUAUUCACUCACAGCUCAACCACCCAUCUAUACUCAAGCUUUAUACAUUCUUUGAGGAUCAGCAGUUUGUUUAUCUUGUCUUAGAACUUUGCACUAAAGGGGAAUUGCUGAAGCAUUUAACAAAUCUCAGAAGAGUUCUUACUGAAGAUGAAGCACGGGAAUACCUGAGUCAGAUUGUUGCAGGAAUGCUUUAUCUUCACUCCCAGUCUAUUAUGCAUCGUGAUCUUACUCUAUCAAAUAUCCUUCUUGACAAUAAUGGAAGAAUAAAAAUAGCAGACUUUGGUCUUGCAACACAACUUAGACGUCCUGAUGACAGACACACAACCAUGUGUGGCACUCCUAAUUACAUCAGUCCUGAAGUGGUGACGCGCAGUUCCCAUGGCCUUGAGUCAGAUGUGUGGAGUUUGGGAUGCAUGCUGUUCAUCAUGCUUGUUGGCCAUCCUCCAUUUGACUCCAAAGGUGUGAAGGAGUCUAUAUUUACCAAGGUUGUCAUAGGUGAUUAUAAGGUACCAAGUUAUGUCUCGACUUACGCUUGCACCUUGAUAUCAGAGUGCCUUCAGAAGAACCCAAAAGAGCGGAUCAAGCUUGAAGCAAUUCCUUAUCAUCCUUUCAUGACUGUAGGAAGUAAAGUUGAUGUUUCAAGGCUGUCUGACAGUGGAUUAUAUACCAUGACCACUGUAGCCACUACACAUUAUACUAGAACUCCACUAAAUGCCAUAUCAGAAAGUGAUUUGUCAUCUUGUGAAGACAGUGGCAGCAGUCAUUCGAGACAGAUAAUGAAACCAAGCCUUGAUCCACUACUUCGGCAUCCCUCUUCACCACCAGUUAGGAUGAAAUCCAGUCCAAGAGAACUUCUUCCUCCAAAUGCUGGAAUAAUUGAUAUUUGGAAGAGAAAAUUUACACCUUUACCAUCACUGAAGAGUGGAGGAAAUUUUGCCUGUCCUACACCACGGCUUCCCCCAUUAAUAAAGCGGGAGCGAGAUGUCUCUGAGGAAAGGAGGAGACAGCAGCUUUCACAUGAUCAACGAUACAGUUCUUCAAGUGAUGAGCAGUCUAGCUCUGUACAGUAUUCCUUUGCUCAUAAUAAAGAUGAAGCAUCUCAUCACCAUAACAGAGAAAGGAAGGACAGUGCUAGGAGUAAUUCCAGAAGUAAGGGCAAUGAUAAAAGUACAGUAGAACAAGACCGUAUUGGUGGAACUUGGAAUUCUAGUGAAAGACCAAAUAGCUGUAUCUCUGACAGACACAAUAAUGACUCAUAUAACCACUAUUCAGGUCAGCAAAGUCAAGCUUUAAGUACCAAAUCAAAUGAAAGAUAUAAUAAUCACCAAAGUAGAUCCCUUGAGAGAAAAGGUUCCUCAGAUGAUCCAAGAUACAGAUGUGCGUCAAGAUCUGGAGAGAGAUAUGAAGUUAUAUCAAGGAGCAGUGAGUUUCCACAUAGUUCUUCAAAAGAUAGGACAAACCAGCAACAUGUGAGCAGGUCUCUAGAUAAAAAAGAUAGUUUUAGAAACCAAAUGAACCAUGAAUCAUACAGUUCCAGAGAUAAAUAUAGAGAACAUUAUAGUGACAGAACUCACUCAUGCUGUCAGAGUUCACAGCACAAAUCUUGGUGUGAGAAAAGAUCUCAAGCUCCAGAGAAGGUAGAUUCAGUUUAUGGCAGUGGCAAAUACAGUGAAACUGAAAAAAGAAGUAAUUUAAAUCCUGUAAGUUCUCAUCAUAAUUCAUGCAAUGAUACCUGUAAGCGAAGUGUUAAUUCAUGUAGUAGAGGUCAUUCUGCUAGUGAUUCAAAAAAUGAACAACAAAACAAUAUUCUAAGUGACAUUCCACCAGUUGUGAACACAAUACCAGCUGUUAGUGAUGAUGUAAAGCCCAAAAAAUCAGACACUUUAGAAAAUGCUAAACAGCAACCUGGGACACACAAAAAAUUGGGCGCAGUUAACAGUCAAACCCUUAGGCAGCAAACUUCACCACUUUCUUCAAGAAGAUUGAUGAAAAGACGAUAUAGAAGUAAGAGGUGCAUCUUAAACAUCUUGAGUAAUGGGGAAGUGUGCAUUGAGCAUCUGUGUAACAAAAGAAAUCAAGAGAUGGUAGAUGAAGUAUGCAGAAUUACUCCCGAUGGAUUGAGGAUAGUUAUUUACCAGCCAAAUGGUGGCUCAGGUUCAGUGCCUGGAGAUGCUCCACCUCCAUUACCAGAUGAAGGAGCCCAAUUACUAUUCUCUUAUGAAACUCUUCCUGUCAAGUACUGGAAUAAAUAUAAAGCAGCUGCCAGGUUUGUAAAGUUUGUGAAGUCUAUAACUACCAAGAUUACAUAUUACACAGAGCAAGCAAAAUGUUAUCUGAUGGAAAAUUCACCAGAUCCAGAUUUCGUGGCAAUGUUUUAUCAUGGAACUAAAAUGACCAAAUGUGGAAACAAUUUGGUAGUCAAAGAAACAACUGGGACCACACAUACAGUGUUACUGACUUCUGGACAUAAAGUGUUGCCCGAGAUCCUGCAGCCCCUCUGUCUGCACUUCAAACAAGCUCACGAUCACUGCCUUUACCUGGAGCGAGUCUUAUCUGAGGUAACUGAUAAGACAAAAAUGGAAUGCUUUCCCAUAUUUUCGGGCAGAAGACCAGCAUCUGCUUCACCAUCAGUCUCUCCUCCUGGUAAACCACAUUCUUGGUCAGAUAAAGAAAAUAUCUCACCCACAUCCAUGCAAUCCUAUAGAUCUCCUAGAAAUAUUACAGGACAGCUUGGAUCAUUUGAAUGUUCAGUUGCCAGCUUUCAAGCAGCAAGCAAUUCUGCUCCCCAUGUAAGGAUGCCUCUCGCUCCCCACACCUCCAGUAAUAUUCAGAUAAAGCAGUCAGAUGUGAAGCGACCUGUAUCACGUAUUUAUGUACAGAAUAUUGGUUGGGCAUCACAGGGUAGCAAUGGUGAAGUUUCUGUUGAAUAUCUGGAUGGAACACAGGUUCAAGUAAGCAGCAAUUCCCCCAAAGUGAUUUUUUCAGACGCCUCUGGUAAAGCUGCUACCUACUCAGCAAAAGACACAUUACCAUUUGUGUUACAAAACAAAUUAUCUCAAAUGGAGGCUGUGUUAAUUUCUCUAGCACAGUCUCCAGCUUCAUCUGUAACGCCGCAAUCUUCACACGUGGCUGGACUUUGAUAAUAUCAGUUUAAUCAUUUACUUGUGAAUGAAUCUAUGUAAGCAGUUCUAAUAUGCUGAAUACUGUUAACAAAGCACAUAUUGCUGAUCUGACAGGCUUAAUUGAUUUAAUUUGAUAGGGGUUAUCGCAAUUACAUCUUGUUAUAGAUAGUGCGUUAGAAAAUUAUAUUUAUAGCACUAAUUGUUAUUGCAUGUUUUCAUGUUUUUUAUUAAAAGGCUCUUCCAAUAAGAUUAACUCUGAAUAAUUGAUGAUAAGAGUAACACAGUAAUCUCCUAAAUGUGAUAUAUAUUAUUAUACAUAAUAUGAUGCAGCAGAUGGCUUCAUUGAGUAUUUUUUUUUUUGAAGCUCACAUGAAUGAUAAAUGAAGUACUGUAAUAUCUAAUGCUGUUAUUUUUAACAAAAAAUAUUUUUAACAUAAAAUAUUAUGUUAAAAAUAACAUAAUAAAAAAUGCAUGUCUUCCAAAUAACACAAGAGAUUGUGGCUUAGGCAAAAAUUAUAUAAAAUAUUAAAAAAAAUAAAUGCUUGUCUUCCAUGCUGAAGAAUACAAUUGCUGUGCUCUCCUUAUAGCAGGAUUGUUUCUUCAGUAUUGUUGGGUUUAUAUUGUCAAAAAUAAUUACUGCAUUAAUUUUUGUUACAAAGCAAAAAAAUAUAUUUGAGAGAUUUGUGUGGUUUAUAAAUCAGAAUUGACACGAGUCUAGCUGUUCAUUUGUAUGCAAAUAGAAUACUUGAGACAAGAAAUACUACAAUCUUGGUAGGUUUUAAUUUUUUUUUAUCUAGUGAUAAGGACUAUAUAAUUAAUGUUCCAUGCCAUGCCCACAGGUAAUGCUCAUAACAAUGUGAAGAAAAAUUACAACAGCUUCCAGGAUAGUCUUCCAAUAUAUUAUAUUUUAUAAUGAGGAUUAAAUAAAUUACAAAUAGUAGUAAUAUGUGUAUCAGACAUUCUUCCUGUAGUAUCCUCAAAAUGUUUAAAAGAGCUUUUUAAAUGUGUUUUAUGUUCUUGUUUACUUUUCCAGAUAAUGUAAUGUUAAACUGAAUCUUAGUCAAAUAUAUGAUUGCUGUGCAUUUGACACACAACUGU